AUGCUACAGGAAUUAAACUAUGAUCGUCAAGCCUUGGGUAUAGAAGCUACAAAGUUGGUAAAAUCUCUUAACUCUGAGCAAAAACAUGUCUUUGACAAUGUCAUGUCAUCAGUUUACUCCCCCUAUGGUGGUUUUUUCUUUGUCUAUGGUUACGGGGGAACUGGAAAGACUUUCUUAUGGAAUGCUUUGUCUUCAUCACUUCGUGCGAAAGGAGAGAUUGUCCUAACUAUUGCAUCAAGUGGCAUUGCUGCUACUUUAUUGCCUUCUGGAAGGACAGCGCAUUCCAGGUUUGCCAUUCCUAUCCAAAUAACAGAGGAUUCUGUUUGUUGUAUUAAACAAAACUCUCCCUUGGCACGUUUAAUUCAAUGCACUAGAUUGAUUAUUUGGGAUGAGGCACCAAUGGUUCAACGGUAUUGCAUAGAAGCUUUUGAUAGGACAUUAAAGGAUAUUAUGCAUUCAAAUGAUACUUUUGGUGGAAAGUGUAUUCUUAUGGGUGGCGAUUUCCGUCAAAUACUUCCUGUCAUACCUAAAGGAACAAGAGCAACCAUUGUUAAUGCAUGUAUUAGUUCUUCACCUUUAUGGGAUCAUUGCAAAAUAUAUAAACUAACAAAGAAUAUGCGGUUAUCAUCAUCUUCUAUGAAUACCGAUAGCAAUGCUUUGGAAAAAUUUAGCAACUGGUUGUUAGACGUAGGUGAUGGGAAACUGGGACAACCACAUGAUGGUACAACAAAUAUUGAUAUUCCUCACAAUUUGCUUAUCUGUAAUUCAAAAGAUCCUAUGAAUGCCAUCGUGUCUUCCACUUAUCCAAAUUUACUUAUCAAUUUUGAAGACAUAGCAUACUUUAACGAUAGAGCAAUUCUAGCUCCAACUAUUGAAAGUGUGAGUGAAGUUAAUAACUAUAUGUGUUCGUUGCUACCUGGUGAAGCAAUGGAAUAUUUUAGUUCUGACUCUGUAUGCAAGUCUACAGAAGACAACGAUUCAUUUGAUGAUUUGUAUACAACUGAGUUUCUCAACACAAUUAAUUGCUCUGGAUUACCACCACAUAUUCUUUCUUUGAAGGUUGGAGCACCUAUAAUGCUAUUGAGGAAUAUUGACCAAGCGUCUGGUCUAUGCAAUGGUACACGGUUGUGCAUUACUCGGCUAGGGAAAAAUGUUAUUGAGGGCAUAACAUUGAAUGGUUUAAGGCAACAUCAAAAAGUUUUAAUUCAUAGGAUGGACAUGAAUCCAUCAAAAAGUAGAUGGCCAUUUCGCAUGCGACGAAGACAAUUCCCAGUGAUUCUAUCAUUUGCAAUGACUAUAAAUAAAUCCCAAGGUCAAUCAUUGCGUCAUGUUGGGUUAUACCUAACUAAACCAGUUUUCACUCAUGGACAAUUAUAUGUGGCAUUGUCAAGGGUAAAAAGCAUUGAUGGACUCAAGAUUUUAUUACAUGAUGAAGAAAAGGUUGGAUCAACAACAACAAAAAAUGUGGUGUAUACAGAAAUCUUUAAAAACUUGGGAGAUUAG
Messenger RNA from Prosopis cineraria, 1503 nucleotides. RefSeq lists its product as uncharacterized. Gene Ontology annotation, molecular function: DNA helicase activity. Gene Ontology annotation, biological process: DNA repair; telomere maintenance. The record is from RefSeq and is a predicted model, not a curated record. The coding region runs from base 1 to 1503 and encodes 500 amino acids. The transcript has a single exon. Lineage: Eukaryota; Viridiplantae; Streptophyta; Magnoliopsida; Fabales; Fabaceae.